AUGGACGUGGUCGAAGCGCAGCGCCUCCUACGCGCCCGGUACCAGCAGCCGGUGAGGACGUUCUUGGAGAGCGACGUAGCGUAUGCCGAGAUGUAUGGGCCAUGGACGACCGACGCGUACGUCUUGGGCGCCCCAUCCUGCCAGAUUGUGCACACGAACCCAGCUCUCACGUCGGAAAAGGCGUCCGAGAUUGCGGCGCACCGCGAGCAAGCUCUGGACACCGCGCCAAGUGGCCGUGCGCUGUGUCCGUGGCCUGGUCCGCCGUUGUCUAUCGACAUGCUGCAGGUGCAUGCAGCGACAUACCUCGAGCUCUUGGAGCACACGCCGCCGACGACGACCGAGAUGCACCUCUCGCAGCUCCUGUGGCACCUUCUCGCAAGCAAUCUCACGGCACUCGCGGCUGCUUCCAGCGUGCCCGAUCUGCGGUCGUUCUUUCUCGAGCUCGUCGUGCGGCAACCGGCGCCGCGUCCGCAGCGUCUGGCGUUUGCGCUGCUGGGUUGCGUGAGUACCGCCGACUCGAUCGACGCCACUCUCUCGAUGGAGCUCUUCCAUUUGGCGCUUGAGAUGGCCGAGCGCACGGUCGCGCUCGCAGCGAGCGACGAUGACGAGCUGGUGGCGUGCAUGAGUCGCACACUGCUGUCGCUGACGCACCCCUCUGACGCGUGGGUCCUCGAUCGCCUCGUUCCGCUGUCGUCGUCCGGCGUGAUCUUGUCGCUUCUCGAUGGCGUCCACGACAUUCCAACGCUCGUGCUGCUUGUCGAGGGUCUCGUCUUUGGCCUCUACCUGACGCGACUUCUUGGGCUCGAGACGCAUCCUCGCUGCGCUGAGCGCCGAAGCAGCGAGACGAUCUCACUUCGCCGGGCAAGCAGCCAUCGACUGGCGUCCGUGUCGGCGCUUGUUCUACCGACAGACCCGGCGUCCGGGCGCCAUACCUUUGAUCUCGGACUCGACGUCUUUUCGGCGUCGCCAAAGCUCUUGGAGACGUUACUGCAUCUGUACUACACGACGCCGUCAAUCGCUGUCCAGCGCCUAGUGUUUAUGGUGCUAUUUGACGCCACCAAGGCCAACCUGCCCGUGCCAGUGCACGAAGCCGAGUGGCUCUACGAGGCGUGUCUCGCCGCUGGCGUUCCCAGUCGACUUGCCAUGUACCCGUCGAGCCGUCCGUCGUCGCCGCUGGGCGGCAACAACAUCAUCAGCGACCUCCAUACGGCGUUUCUCGACGAGCUCUUCCAUCUGAUGCGUGUGGACGAGUAUUUCAAGCAGAGUGCGGCUCUCGCAAGUGCACUCAAGACAGCGCGUGUUCAGACGCUGGACGCUUUGCACGCGACGCCGGAUGCGGUCGUUCUUGCCAAGGUUUUUGCGCUAAUCGAGUCGCGCGACGACGCGUACAAAGGCGAGCGCUGGCUAUCUGAGCUUCUCUGCGAUGCAAACCGACUCGGGUCACCUGUGUUUGGCCAGGCCAACGACGGCGACGAGGUGUGCGACCGCAGCAGGCUCCGCGCCGCCGCCCGCACCAAGUUUUGGGAAGCGCUUCGAUCGCCGGUCGAGCGUCGCCGCGUCGCGAUGGUGCAUGUUCUAGCUAUCGUCGUCCAACGCCGCUUUGGAAGCGCACAAAGCGAACAUUUGCUGCUUGAUGUCAACAGCGUCGUUUCUACGCUGCUCGACAACAAGGAAGCCUCGCCCCUUGUGCUCUUGCCGGUCCUUCGCGUCAUUUUUGAGCUGUGCACCCGCCGUCUGAGCUACGCAUACGCGCGAUCGCGGCCGGUCCAUGCGCUGGCGCCACCUCGCACGCUCCUCGCAGCGCUGCGCCAUGGCGUCUUUGCCUUGGACAUGAGUCUCCUUCGCGAUAUUUCGAGCGAUAUUUUUCUUAUCGGUCUCGACGCCCUCUCAAACGAGGUGGCGGACAAGAGUGAUGACGUCGGUGUCGUCAUUGCGCUCGUCGUCAAGCAUCUCUUCCACGAUGUGCACCUCUUUUCGCGCGCGGGGGGUCUCUUGCGGUUCCUCCAUUUCCUCGACCACUCGAAUCCAACGAUUGCACUACUCGUAUCAGAACUCGUGGUGGCCAUGAUCAAGACGAGUCAGAAGGAGCAGUACAUACACUGUCUCAAGGAACUGCAGGUACUUGCGCAAGAGACCGACGACGAGCGUUGCCUUGCCAACCCGUAUGUGCACUGUCGAAGCCUGCUCCGCCGCUUUUACGAUAUGCAUGUCCUCCCGCUCGACGGCGCAAUGUAA
Molecule: messenger RNA, 2235 nt
Organism: Saprolegnia diclina VS20
Lineage: Eukaryota; Oomycota; Saprolegniomycetes; Saprolegniales; Saprolegniaceae
Exons: 5
Coding region: 1-2235 (744 amino acids)
Source: RefSeq, a predicted model, not a curated record